Molecule: messenger RNA, 5664 nt
Organism: Varanus komodoensis (Komodo dragon)
Lineage: Eukaryota; Metazoa; Chordata; Lepidosauria; Squamata; Varanidae
Gene: GDPD1
Product: glycerophosphodiester phosphodiesterase domain containing 1
Exons: 10
Coding region: 74-1012 (312 amino acids)
Biological process (GO): N-acylethanolamine metabolic process; glycerophospholipid catabolic process
Cellular component (GO): endoplasmic reticulum membrane
Molecular function (GO): phosphatidylcholine lysophospholipase A1 activity; phosphoric diester hydrolase activity
Source: RefSeq, a predicted model, not a curated record
CAGAAGAGGCCGGCGAGCGGGGCGGUCGGGCUGCGGCGGCCGCUGCUUCUCCCCCACGGCUCGUCCCGCGACCAUGGCAGCCGCCUUCUACCUCCUCUCCACGCUGGGCGGCUACCUCGUCGCCUCGGCCCUGCUGCUGAAAUUCCCGUGCUUGCUGCACCGGCCGAAGCGCCAGCGCUUCCGAUGCCGGCACAUCUCGCAUCGCGGCGGUGCUGGAGAAAAUCUGGAAAAUACCAUGGCAGCUUUUCGCCACGCAGUUAAUGUGGGGACUGAUAUGCUGGAACUCGACUGCCAUUUGACAAAGGAUGAGCAAGUUGUGGUGUCUCAUGACGAGAACCUGAAACGAUCCACAGGGGUGGAUGUCAAUAUAUCUGACCUCAAAUACUCUGAACUCCCACCAUACCUCUGCAGACUGGAUGUAACUUUUCAGAAAGAGUGCCACUGUGAGGGUGAAGACAAGCGCAUCCCUUUGCUCAAGGAAGUGUUUGAGGCCUUCCCGCACACACCAAUCAACGUAGACAUCAAGGUGAACAAUGACUUGCUGAUUAAGAAGGUUUCGGAACUGGUGAGCUUUUACAAAAGAGAACAUUUGACUGUUUGGGGAAGUGUCAGCCACGAAGUUGUAGAAAAGUGUCACAAAGAGAACGCCCACAUCCCCAUCCUCUUCUGCUUGCGACGUGUCCUCCUCCUCCUCGGCCUGUUCUAUACCGGCCUGCUGCCGUUCUUUCCCAUCCUCGAGGAAUUCUUGGAGAUUCCCAUGCCUUCCAUCAUCCUCAAGUUGAAAGAAUCAGGGACGAUCUCAAGAAGCCAGCGGUUUACUAUAUGGCUGACUGACACAUUGUUAAUGAGGAAAGCAUUAUUUGACCACCUCACUGCUCGAGGAAUUCAGGUGUACAUCUGGGUCCUAAAUGAAGAGCAAGAAUACAAGCGAGCUUUUGAUUUGGGAGCAACUGGUGUGAUGACAGACUACCCCACGAAGCUGAAGAACUUCUUGCAUGCCUACCCAGCGUAAAGCAAGACAAAGAUCGUUUUUCUUCGAAACAGAAAAACAAAGCGGACAGAAACAAGCCCAGGAGGCUCACCCUUCUGUCUGACAAUUUCAGCAAGACGUUCACCCAAUAACAGCCACCGGACAUAAACAUCUGGGUUUUAUUACCUCAUUCUUAAGUCAUUGCACCUCUGGAGAUUGUAUACAGCUAUAUUUAUUUACCAUUUUAAGCAGCAUAGUUUACAUUUUAUUUUUAUUUUUUGUAAGCAGCUUGGUUAGUGGUCCGACUCUAACCGAAUAGACUUGUCUAGGAGGUGAGGUGCUGACAGGGUCGCCCAUAGAGGCAGCCGGCAUCGCUCACUGCAGCCUUCCCCAGCCUGGUCCUCCGGCUUUGCUGGACUACGGCGUCUGUCAUCCCCAAACCAUGUGCUCCAUCCAGUUCGGGAGGGGUAGACUACUGUUCCCUGUUGCUAGAUCUUGCAGUUCAGGUUUCCCCAAGUUUGCACAUGGAAGACAUUCCAGCAAGAGACUUCUUUUACCGCUUUGAACAUGUAAAUAUUCCCAGUAGACCGGCUGGUGUGGCUAAAAUUACCUGCUAACCCCAGGUAGUUUAUUGAGACGGGGCUCAUGAAACAGAAGCUGAAAGAGUAGAAAAGCUGGGCAAGCUCUCCUUGCUAACGUGUGCUGUCCUCUCCACAUAAGGACAAUUUACUGGGGGCCACUUUCAGAAGGGAGCGAUAGGUUACGCUCCCACCCUUUUCCCUCCUCCAGGUAAGCUGUGAGUUCCGUUUCGUCGCAGACUCUGUUUCCCCCACGUACUUUCCUCUGUUGCUGCAUCGGUCACGGGGGGUGGGGAUGAGAGAAUGGAAAGAGCUUUUCCGCCCGCAAUUUUCUGAUGACCUUCCUCUGCCUGCCAGUUUUGUGGGCUCCGAAUGUGCACAGGUGUGUCUGUGCAUGUUUGCACAAAUUUGCACGCCCCCAGAUGCACACAAACCAAAAAGGCACAAAUCCUCCCCGAAACACAAAUUUUUCAAACUACAGUCAGAUUUGUGCCUUUUUAACCUUUUUUAUUUUACAUAUUUUUGUGUGGCUAAAUGCACAAAAAUACAGACAAUGCCAAGACUUGGUCUGCAAGCCCAGCAGGGUCCAUGCGGCAUGGGAAGGCCAGUCUGCUGGGGAAUCCACAGGGUGGACCCCAAGGAAUCCACCCUUCCUUGAGUCCCUUGCUCUGACAGCCCUGACCAGGCUGGCAGAUCUGAAGCCAGGAGCUCCAGCGGCCAGUCCCUAGUGUAGCUCAUGGAACUGCCCAUCUUGGGGAGCGGCUGCGGGUGUUUGACCAAAAGCAAAAUGCAGAACUCGACUCCGUGUUUGUUACGUCCUCAUUAGGGAUCUCUGAGCAUGUUAAUUGUACAAGGCUGCUUCUGCUGUGACAGGUUGCCAUCUUAAUUUGAAGUGUUUUCAACUAGGAUUCACUCGCCUUUGUCUGUGAAUGGAACAUUUGUAAUGGUAAAACCGGCAUGGAACGGUGGCGGCCUUUCCUUUGGCAAAAUUCGAAAUGCAAGAGGACUGCUUGGUCUUACAGAUUCCAGGCUUGUGUGCUCCUUCCACCUAGUCACUCUUGCCAAGGUUGAACUGUUCAGUGGAAACCUUCUGGCUUCUUUGAAUUAGUCCGCCGGCUUGGUGUGUCUAGAAUUACCUCUGUGCAUUUCUCGUUGUCGUUGGACCGCUGUCGCCCCGUGGCAGCGUGUCUGGAGCAAGCGUUGCAUCCCAUGAGAGUCUCGCCCGCCACUGGCAGGUAGUCUCUGGCUUCCCAUCAUGAGACUGUUUCCUGACUUGAAGUCGGCUGGAAAUGAAAUGGCAUCCGGUUUAAAUAAAGCCUUUGCAACUGCAAGGCAAGGAAGCCACACACUGAAGCUGUGCAAAGGGCAGAGUGGUUGUGGUACAGGGAGUUGAGUGUGUCUUCUGGACCCGAGCUGAGAUUCCUGCUUGGUUUCAGGUUUUACUGGGAAACUUAGAGCAGUCAGUCGCCCAGCCCAGGCCACCUCACAGGGCUGUUGUGAGGACAGCACAGGCCAUUUAAAAACCCCAUCUGCAUCAUUCUGUAUGCUUGGAUGGCCUUGAUACAAAUGUGACUUUAAGAAAUGAUGGAAACCGGGCAAGUGUCUCCUCUAGAAACUGUAGAAUGUACAUACCGAAGUGUGCUUGUAUGUAGUCUCUCUAAGCUUAGCUUGAUCUGUACUGUGAGGUAAUGUAGCAAUUUCUGGGUCAGAGAACUAAAAAUAACUCUUUCAGAGAAUCUGUGAUAAAACACCACUUCCUUCAUUAAAAUGGACAUGCCUAAGAACAGUGUGGUGUACUGGUUAGGGUGCUGGACUGGUACGCACGAGACCUGGGUUCUAAUCCCCUCUCAGCCAUGGAGCUCUCUGGGCGCCUUUGAGCCAGUCACAAACCCCCAGCCUAGCCUACCUCACACGGUUGUUGUGAGGAUAACAUUGUGAGGAGGAGAACCUUGUAAACUAUCCCCGAGUUUCUUGCAAGAGGAAGACAGGCAGCGCAUACUGGCAAUGUUGUAUUAUGUCUACAGGAUCUUGAGAGCACGAUUAUGGGAUUCUUGACUGACAGCAUAAAUGUAAUAAGUGGCCUCACUGGGUGUUUCAGCCAUGCCAGUUCGGCUCCCUCGUUUCUGUAGACUAGCCGCAUUCGGUUCUGAAAGCUCGCGACUUGCUUUGUCUUCAGAACUGGAAGAGAUUUAGCUUCGUAUCAAUUCCGCUUCACUUCAGGUGAAGAAGGUGAAAGGGCAAGCUGUGUUCCAGGUUCAGUCCAAGGAAGGAGAACCAGUCUAUCCGCCACCUAAUCUGUACAGGAAAAAAAACCUGACCCGGUGUGAAAAUGGGACGUGUAGUCAAAUCCUAAAUUAGCUGUUUCCCAAAUGGUGGUUACCAUGUACUGUCAGUGAUUCAUCAGGUUAUAUAGCUGCACUGUGCAAAAUGUAGACCUGAGAGACCAUGUGUAGAACUCCUUGUAUUUCAUACUUAAUGCAGGUUGUGUUUGAUUUUUUUGUUUGGUUUUGUUUCUUUAAGGCUAGCUCUUUUUCCAUACUGCUGCAAAGAUCGUGGGGCCAUUUCAGAGGGUGAGAAGGGAAGGAGACAGGCGAGGCCAGGACACAAAAGCCCGUCUAGCAAGAAACUCAGCAUGAGAGGAAAGGCAGCCAAGAUGGCCUCCAUGACUCCUCCCACCACACCAUCAGGUGACUGUCAGCCUCCGACUUGAGGCGCUUACAAUCAAGGGCACAACCCCUAGGAUCGUGCCCUCAGUUGUGCACACUACCUGAAUGCACGAUGUCGCCUGUGGAAAAGGUUUGUCUUGAAGAAAAAUAUACAGUGACCCCCUUCCCACUCCCAUUCUCAACUCUUCGUUCCCUUUUUUCAUCCCAGAAACCCUGGAGAAGAGCUUGGCGUCUUCAGGUUUUUUAGAACCCUCGUUCAUUAGAGCGUCUAACUAAUUUUGAAGGAAGCCCUCGCAACUGAGUUGGCAUCUGAUGCAAAUUAGCCGUGUGCCAGUGCUCAUUAUAAAGUGAUCCUGCCACUCACAAUAGUUAACUUUCUGGAUGUUCAGUUGCAGAGAACAGGCAAUUAAGGGCGCAGUCGUCCGCCUCUUUAGAUGGAGGGUGGAGGGACUAUAACUCACAGGAGAUGCCAAGCUGCAGGGCUGGCGGUGAGUUGCAGGCCAUUUUUCUGUCUAGACAUAUCCAUGAUUGCGCUUCAAGCUGUUCUUUCACCGGGCUGACCUCUUUCAGUGCAAGUUUGCGUCACGGAUGUCCAACCCAGUAUAUAGCAUAUGCCAACUUAUGAUCUGGUUCACCCAGAAAACAGGUGGCUUGUUAAUUACACUAUUUCAACAUCCAGCCUUUAUAGAGUAAAAACGGGCUCGUACAAUUUUGUAUGAAGGCUCCUGGGCAAUUCAUAAGUCGGACUGUUCCUUUUUCCAAAUUGGGAGCGAUUUGUCUUGCUUCCUGGGACCAGCACAGCUGUAGCGCUUGAGCGUAAAUUCCCUGGCAGCAGAUUAGAUCUCUGACGUGAGAUAUGAUCGGCCAGAUGGUUGGAUGGGGGUGCGGCAGCCCCCCAUCAAAGUGGAACAAUCUUCUCUGAAGAUGAUCAGGUACACCCAGGUCUCCAAACAUGUCUCACCUGCUGAAACGAUUGCAUGGAAGCUCUAAAACUUCAACAGGCCAGUUUAACUCCAGGGUGAUAACAGUUCAUGCCUCCCGUUCACCCCAAAUUGGCAGACGACCCCAGAAACUGCCCUGGCUGAAGAUCAGUUUCUUCCACAACCUGGUGCCCUCCAGACUACACAAGCCUGCACCCCUCAGCAGGCCCAACUCAUCUGCAGGGCACCAGGUUGAAAGAUGCUGAAGGACAGGUUAUUAUACCUUGCCGUAAGCCUUGAGAACAGUUUUCUUUGCGAGAGAACAAGAUGUUUCAUGUCCUGGAUAUUUAAAAAAGGAUGGAUGCAGUCUUGACUUUUUUAAUUUUAAUGUUGUGAUUGAGAAUUAUUAAUGUGAUGAAGGAUACUACAAACACUCCAUGCACUUGAAACAUUUCUCUGGCACCAGUGGUGCUUCGUAAAUGUAGAUAGCAAUGUGACACGGGCAUUAUAUAGAAAUAUAUGCUGUGAAG